Molecule: messenger RNA, 633 nt
Organism: Brassica napus (rape)
Lineage: Eukaryota; Viridiplantae; Streptophyta; Magnoliopsida; Brassicales; Brassicaceae
Exons: 1
Coding region: 1-633 (210 amino acids)
Molecular function (GO): nucleic acid binding; RNA-DNA hybrid ribonuclease activity
Source: RefSeq, a predicted model, not a curated record
AUGUGGUAUAUAUGGAAAAAUAGAAAUGACAAGAUUUAUCAGAAUAAGGAUGGGAAUCCUAAGGAAAUCUUACGCAAAGCGAAAGUUGAGAGUACCCUUUGGUCUGAGGCACAUGUAUUGGGUCCAAACCAGUAUGCAAAUGCCCAACCAGGGGUCACUGGACAAUUAGUGGAGCAUACAAAAGUGUGCUAUGUCGAUGGGGCUUGGCGGGAGCAAGAUGUCUUCACUGGACAGGGUUGGUACUGUCGAAUGAGGGGAACAUCGGACAUGAUGAUGGGGGCAAUGAAUCUCCGACGAAGCUUAUCACCUCUACAUGCAGAAUGUGAGGCUUUGAUUUGGGCUAUGAAGUGCAUGAAGACCCUGCAGUUUUCAGACGUAGUGUUCGUGACAGAUUGUUCUCAACUGGUGAAGAUUGUGUCGUCACCUGAGGAUUGGCCAGCGUUUGCUACACAUAUGGAAGAAUUCAGCCGUAGUAAGACUUUCUUUCCUAGUUUCAAGAUCACACAUAUUCCAAGGGUACAAAACACUAUGGCAGACAAGCUUGCACGUGGUGCAAGGAGUUCUCCCUAUGCUAUGUUAUAUGUUGAUUCAACACCACCGGUUUGGCUACCUGAACCGAUGGUCUCCUCUUAG